CCAACCUGCCGCUUAAAAGGACGAGGCUUGUGUUUUGAGGGAAGGAGGUGUACGUGUGGGGGUUGUUAUUGGUCUCUUUUGUGUGUUUUGGAGCCGGGGUUUGGGGAGCACGUUGGGGAACCCGCCUGUGAGCAAGGCAGCGCGCGCGUGGGCAGAGAUGUCUGCUGGAAGUCAAGAUGCUCAGAAUGCAAGCAUUCCUAGGGACGAAAGCACUCAGUUGCCUGCAACAAGCCAAGGAUAUGUUCUUCCUGAAGGGAAAAUCAUGCCAAAUACCGUUUUUGUGGGAGGAAUUGAUAUAAGGAUGGAUGAGACGGAAAUUCGGAACUUCUUUGCACGAUAUGGCACAGUUAAAGAAGUGAAAAUAAUCACUGAUCGAACUGGUGUGUCCAAAGGGUAUGGAUUUGUGUCAUUUUUGGACAAUGUAGAUGUACAGAAAAUAGUUGAAUCGCAAAUCAACUUUCAUGGAAAGAAACUUAAACUAGGACCUGCAAUAAGAAAACACCCAAACUUAUGUGCCUAUCAUGUGCCACCCAGACCUGUGCUUAUUAAUUCACCCACACCUCAGUUCCACAGUGUUUGGAAUAACCAAGAAACAUAUAUGCAGCCUCCAGCUAUGAUGAGUCCUGUCACACAGUAUAUUCAGACAUAUCCCUAUGGUUCACCAGCUUUAUUAAUUCAGCAUCAAGUUCCUAUGGGAUACCAGCCAACUUACAAUUAUCAGGUUCCACCCCAAUGGCCUCCUGGAGAGCCAAGAAAUUACAUUGUGCCCCCGGCUUAUACCACAAUGAAUUACGGUAGUGAAAUGGAUGUAGGAACUGACCAGUUGGAGUGUUCUAUGGCUGACACUGCCCAAUCUUGUGCAAAUAGUCCACAAAAGAAAUCUGUGGACCGAAGCAUACAGACAGUAGUAUCAUGUCUGUGUAAUCCAGACAGUCGAUUGAGGAACAGUAUUGUAACUCAAGAGGACUACCUUAAGGAGAAGAGAGCACAUCAUUUUAGAAGAAGCAGAGCUGUUCUUAAAAGUGUUUGAUUUAAUGAGAUUGACUCAGAAGACCUGAAGUACUUCCAUUUGUCAUCCGUUAUCUUUAUCCUACAGUUAAUAUAGAUGACAAACACUUGGCAAUUAUGUACUGUUUUUGGCAAACGUUCCUUGCAAUUAGCAUUUGGUUGUAAUUUCUAUGUUGCCUGUUUCUAGACAUGUUUGA
This is a messenger RNA of Anolis sagrei ordinatus, 1205 nucleotides long. RefSeq names its product deleted in azoospermia like (gene DAZL). NCBI's taxonomy places the organism in Eukaryota, Metazoa, Chordata, Lepidosauria, Squamata, Anolidae. Gene Ontology annotation, cellular component: cytoplasm. The record is from RefSeq and is a predicted model, not a curated record. Gene Ontology annotation, molecular function: protein binding; translation activator activity; mRNA 3'-UTR binding. Gene Ontology annotation, biological process: positive regulation of translational initiation; 3'-UTR-mediated mRNA stabilization.